GGUUAGGUGUAGACCAUUACUCAAUGCUAGUCUGAUGAGAGAUUACUAGCCCUGAUCCAUUUGGGGAUUUGGGUGCUUCUCUUCUCUCGUGCCAUGGAAAAUUUUACGAGUGCCGGGAGCAUGACAGCGUUGAUGUUCAUGUUACAGGGACAUACACCCAACUGCCACGUAGACCCCCUCUCUCUACUUAAAUAUAAUCGCGUUUCUUUUCAAGUUGGUUCAUGCUUCAAUUCAACCAUGAGGCUUGUGAACCAGGGGGGUUCCUCAGCUGAGAUGUGAGAACAUUUUCCAGUUCAUACACUGUAUAAAGUUACUCAAUUUCUUCAUAUUCUGUCCAAGAUUCUUUGCUUAGUCUGCUCAACUAUCCAGCGCAAAAGGAUUUUGCUUUAAUUGACUUCUGCUAAUGGGUUGCUUCUUCUCUGUCUUUCUUUCUGAUUUGGUUGAGUCCAAAGUUGAUCUUCAUCUACUAGUAGCUUGAUAUCCCAUUUACCCAGUUCCUGAAUCAUGAUUUAGAAUUAUAUUGUUAUGAUUCAGAGAGAAUUUGAUUGAUUUCCUUUAAUGGGUAUCUUGGUUUCUGUAUCUAAGAACAAAAGAUAUACCAUUUUCUUGAAUAUAUCAUUUCUGCUAGUGGCAUGCCUAUUCUUGAUUAUACAGUUCAAUUCUGCUCGAUUUCUUGUUCUUACCAGCUCACAACCGUCCAAUGACAAUAGCCAACAGCAACAAGAUUGCACAGUGCUGGAAAGUCUAGAAGACUACCGAGCCAAGUGCCAUUACCUUACAUCACAUAUUGAUCCAUGUGUCUCAGAAGGUUAUAUUGACUAUCUUUACCUUUUCUAUUGCAAUUUUGGAAGAAUUCCUCUUUUGGGCCAUUGUGUUCUAUUUCUCUGGCUUCUAGUGUUGUUCUAUCUGUUGGGGAACACAGCCUCUGAAUACUUCUGUUCUUCCCUUGAAAAUUUAUCAAAUUUAUUGAAAUUGUCACCUACAAUUGCUGGGGUCACUCUCGUUUCUCUUGGAAAUGGUGCCCCAGAUGUCUUUUCCAGUUUAGUAUCCUUUAUGGGUAGUGGGACUGGUGAUAUUGGCUUUAAUACAGUGCUAGGUGGUGCUUCCUUUAUCACCUGUGUUGUGGUUGGAAUCAUGAGCAUUCUGGUGAAGCAAAAGAAGAUCAGGGUUAACAAAGUUGCUUUUGUUAGAGAUGUUUGCUUCUUGCUUUUAGUUCUUGCAUCCUUAAGUUUCAUUUUGCUUCAUGGAGAAAUCAAUAUUUGGGGUGCAAUGGGAUUUUUGUCCAUGUACAUUUUCUAUGUGGCUGUUGUUUACUCCACGGAGAUCCAUUGGAGUAGAGGUGAGAAAGAUGCUAGUUCAAGCUUGAGCAUACCUAUUUUAAGCAGCAUGGGAAAAAGAGAGGUAAAUUUUAUGGAGGAAGGUGCUUUAGAGUGUGGUGCUGAGGAAGUAGAAAUCAAGAAGUGUUGCUUUUGUUUAAGAUUACCUGCUCCUUGUCGUUUGCUUCUUACCAUGCUUGAGAUGCCUCUUUACUUGCCUAGGAGAUUGACAAUUCCUGUUGUUUGUGAAAAGAGAUGGUCUAAGCCAAUUGCAGUUGCUUCAGUGACACUUGCUCCAGUUCUGUUAUCAGUUCUUUGGAAUCCUCAGGAUGAGGAUGCUGGUUUCAUGAAUGGUGUAGUAGCAUGUGGAAUUAUGCUCUUGUUUGGGAUGAUAUUGGGGAUUGUUGCAUAUACUAGAACUGAGAAUUCAAGCCCACCAAAGAAGUGCUUGUUUCCCUGGCUGGCAGGAGGGUUCUUAAUGAGUGUGAUUUGGAGUUAUAUCAUAGCACAGGAAUUAGUAGCCUUGUUAAUUUCCCUGGGAUAUAUAUUUCAAGUAAGUCCUUCGAUUCUUGGGCUAAUAGUUCUUGCCUGGGGCAAUUCACUGGGGGAUCUGAUAACCAAUUUGACCAUGGCAUUGAAUGGAAGCCCUGAAGGUGCACAAGUAGCUAUCUCAGGGUGUUAUGCAGGUCCCAUUUUCAACAUCCUUUUUGGUUUGGGUUUGUCUCUUGUUAGCUCAACCUGGCAUCAAUACCCAUCUUAUGUUGUGAUCCCAAGAGAUCCAUAUCUAUUGGAGACAUUAUGCUUUCUGGUGGCUAGUUUGCUCUGGGCACUAGUUGUCUUACCAUGUAGAAACAUGAUGCUUGAUGGGGUAUUGGGUGCAGGGCUUCUGGCUGCAUACGUAAUUUCUGUGUCUGUGAGAAUAAUUCAAGCACUUUGGUUUUUCUAAUUUCAAGUUACUUAUACCUAGCCCUGGCAACUGGGCUUGGAAACCAUGCAACUUACAUCCUACUAACCAGCUUCUUUGUACGGUAUAGUUGAUUUGAAGCAAUAAACUUAUUUGCUAUUUGCUUUCAGUA
Messenger RNA from Hevea brasiliensis (rubber tree), 2392 nucleotides. Its product is annotated as cation/calcium exchanger 2. Bases 559 to 2262 code for a protein of 567 amino acids. The record is from RefSeq and is a predicted model, not a curated record. Gene Ontology annotation, cellular component: membrane. The transcript has 2 exons. Gene Ontology annotation, molecular function: monoatomic cation transmembrane transporter activity. Lineage: Eukaryota; Viridiplantae; Streptophyta; Magnoliopsida; Malpighiales; Euphorbiaceae. Gene Ontology annotation, biological process: monoatomic cation transport; transmembrane transport.